AUGCAAUCGUUCAAGGCAGUCUUCUUCAAGCCGGAUCCCCAGGAACAAAAACGAAAAUGCGACAGUAUCAUCCGGAAAAACGUGCGUGCCUUGGACCGGGAUAUCACCAACCUCAAAGUCACAGAACAGAAGACGAGGACUCUUAUACUGAAUGCUGCGAAGCGUGGACAAAAAAACCCUUCGCAGGCGAAACAAGGCGCCGACGAAGCACGAAUCUUUGCCAGAGAGUUGAUCAAGGUACGGAAGCAAUCGGCAAGGCUGCAUACCAGUAAAGCACAACUGCAAAGCGUGCAAAUGCAAGUGAACGAGGCAUUUUCGGUCCGGAAGAUCGAAGGCAGUUUAAAAGCGAGCACUCGCAUAAUGAAAGAUGUGAAUACAUUGAUCAGGUUACCGGAGUUGACCGGCACCAUGCAAGAGCUGAGCCAGGAGUUAAUGAAGGCCGGCAUCAUUGAAGAGAUGGUCGGCGAUGCUCUACCCAACGAUGAGCUACUGGAGGGGGAGGACGAAGAAGCAGAGACAGAAGUUGACAAGGUACUAGGUGAGGUGUUGAAGGGAAAGUUGAGCACACCAGAACAGCAAGUACCGCAACUCCCGGUAGAAGCAGAGGAGGAAGAACCGGAGGAGGACAGAGAGGCAGAGUUGGAGCAGAUGCGAGGGAGACUCGAGGCCUUGAAGAGCUGA
Fonsecaea monophora is the source of this 681-nucleotide messenger RNA. RefSeq lists its product as hypothetical. Lineage: Eukaryota; Fungi; Ascomycota; Eurotiomycetes; Chaetothyriales; Herpotrichiellaceae. The transcript has 2 exons. The record is from RefSeq and is a predicted model, not a curated record. The coding region runs from base 1 to 681 and encodes 226 amino acids. Gene Ontology annotation, biological process: late endosome to vacuole transport; endosome transport via multivesicular body sorting pathway; protein transport. Gene Ontology annotation, cellular component: ESCRT III complex; multivesicular body.